Messenger RNA from Lodderomyces elongisporus, 474 nucleotides. RefSeq lists its product as uncharacterized. Gene Ontology annotation, molecular function: phosphatidylinositol-3-phosphate binding. Gene Ontology annotation, cellular component: retromer complex; early endosome membrane. The record is from RefSeq and is a predicted model, not a curated record. Lineage: Eukaryota; Fungi; Ascomycota; Pichiomycetes; Serinales; Debaryomycetaceae. Gene Ontology annotation, biological process: late endosome to Golgi transport; endocytic recycling. Bases 1 to 474 code for a protein of 157 amino acids. The transcript has a single exon.
AUGUCCAGACCAUUCCAGCCGAUCUCAGACGUCAUCAACACUUCACCGCCACAAAACAAGUCCCGCCCGCAAGAUAUCUAUAGUGAGCCAGAGAACUUUUUAGAAGUCGAAGUCACCAAUGCUCAAACUCAUGGAUACGGCUCGAAUAUGUACACGGACUACGAGAUUAUCUGUCGCACAAACAUCCCGGCAUUUAAGAAACGCCUGAGUAGAAUUAGAAGAAGAUAUAGUGAUUUUGUCGCAUUCAGAAAAGUAUUAGAGCAAGAGACUAAUCGAGUGGUAAUACCACAGUUACCGGGAAAAAUCUUGUUGAAUAGCAACAAGUUUAACGAAUUGAAUAUUGAAAAGCGAAGACAAGGGCUAGAACGAUUUCUAAUCGUUGUGAGUGGUCAUCCUUUACUACAAACUGGAAGUAAAAGUUUAAUUGAGUUUAUUCAAAAUGAAAAAUGGGAUCCAAAACAAGCAGUUUAUUAG